UUCGGAAAACAAAACAAAGUGCAGUGUUAAAACCCGGUCGUUCCGGUCGAUUUUAUCGGAUUGAAAGUAUGAAUUCCCUCGCGGAAGUGUUCGCCCGGUUAAAACCGUUGUUCGAAAAAGUGAUUCGCGAGCCUCGUCUGGAGGACAUCCGGCUGCUGAAUGGGUAUCUCGGAGAAAUCGAUGCCGAUAGUUUGCAGAUCCUGCAAAACGUCUUCCUCCAGCAGUUAGUCAUUCUGGUGGAUAGUGUCCAGGGCGGGAAGCGGGAUGAGCUGAAAGCCGGGCUGAUGGAGUGUGUUUGUACAAUUUUGGCGAAAACCAAGCUGAGACAGGCGGUGGCCAUGAAGACGACGUUGGUGAUUUUGCUGAAACAGCUGUACGACGUGAAAGCCGGUCAGUUGGUGCCGGAUCUUCCGGAGGAACUCAAGCUGGGAGUUUUGCGAGGGUUGACCCUGACCUGUAAGAACGUUCAGUCGGAACUGGUGGAGGAGGUGUACGUGAAGGACAACCUGAGUCUGCUGUCGCAGAUUCUGUUCGUUAGUGUGAGUGUCGUAUCCGGCGAACGGUUCCGGAAGUUACGGAUGCAGGCGGUGGAGUGCAUUUUGGCCGCGAUGCAGAUCCACGACGAAUUCGACUUCUCAGAUAAGGUACUACGGUGCCAGGUUGCGGAACUGCUGUUUAUAGUGCUUCCGAAGUUGCUGGUAGCGCUGGUGUCCGUCGUGAAUGGAGAUGAGAAGCAAGGGAAGGCUUUGACUCGGUUGGGCGUCAAAGCUUUGGGACGAGUCCUCGGAUUGAUAUUCGAAGACUACGAUGGAAGCCACACAGAAGAUGAAAUCCGGACGGAGGAGUUUCUCAAGCUUUCGAAGGAGCUGAGCCAAUUCGAGGGAGCUGGAGGUGGUCGGAACGUCCUAGGGAUGGGCCUGAAGGAUACAAAAGCCCGAGAGGAUUACUUUAGUAAUACCAGUCGAAGCAGGCAAUGGCUUCUGGAGGCGGAGAAAAAGGUUGGCCAGGUCUUGGGUACGGUGGCGCAUUUGAGGGGAGCGGAGGAAGAGACCAUACGGCAGGAGUUCGCCCGGAUGAAUGCCACGUUGCUGGAAAAGUGUGGUCGGAAUAUGCCAACAUGCUCGGUAUUCUUCCUGCAAUCCCUUCUGGCACUGUGCCAGGAUGAAUCCGAAAAAGUUCGCGCCAUCUGCCAGGGAGCUCUCUCGUCUACGCUACGCUCCGGUAUCUGUUUCGGAGACACCCGUCUCGAUGAACUUUUCUACGAAUCCCUCAAGACCAUCCCUAGAAGUAUCUACAGAGGCGAAGAAUCGGAACAGGUCGCUUGCUUCCGGUUGAUGAAUGGGUACCUAAGCUUCCUGACGGAUACCCAGCUCACCACCAUCAUGUCUAAUCAGGAAAUUCUCAACCAGCUGGUCAUGAUUCUGGCAGCCGGUGCCGAGUUGGAUCAACCGGAGGAACUCGUUCGGCGGGAGUACGUCUCCUAUCGUUUCGAGUAUGUACCAGUGGAAGCCAGGCUGGAUAAGGAGAAGCGCGAAUCGCGCUGGAUUGUCCUGAGGAACUUCCACGGUCAGGAUCGAAGCCGCGUCUGCUUCUUAGAAGUCCUACGAAGCUUGCAGACUCGACCGGAUACAUUAUCUACCAUCCUGAGCUACAUCCUCGAGGAUCUUUUCACCACCAAAGUGAACAUCAACGGUUACCUUUUCCUGUUAUCGGAGUUAAUUCCUCCGGAAGUCAGCCACCCUUCGCUUCAAUCUCUUUUCCGUAACGCUUUCUCCGAAAUCCUCCAGAACUAUCACUGGCAGGUCGACCUGGAAGAAUCCACCCAGAUAUCCGACCUCAAGUUCAACAUCCUUCACAUCUGCUUAUCCCUUCGACUGGUGUCCCGCUUCUGCCGGCUUUUCCGGGACGAUUUCCGGUGGCAACUGUACGACGUUCUGCGGCACACUCUCCCUCUCUCCGGAAGCAAUCUGAACUGCGUCAACGAGGCUGCGGAAAUGACCCUGGACGCGAUGGCCACCACCCUCGGAUUCGCGUCCAUCCAGGAGCUCAUCCACCAGAACCUGGACUACAUUUCGCAGUACAUCACGCGCUGUUUGAAGCGACCGGGCACCUUCCCGGAGGGGGUCCACAUACUGGAAUCGGUUCUGCGAUUCGUUCCGUACGAAUCCUCCGAUGUGCUGGAAUCCACCAUAAGUCCCAUAGUGAUGGCCAUCCUGGAGGGACACGACCAGCGCAUGGCGACGGCACGGAUCCUCUGCUUGAGGGUGCUGCAGAUUUUCGUUCGAGCCAUCCGUUAUCGGUAUCGGGUGGAUGAUGAAUCGACAAAGAUGGAGAAUGACGCGGAACUUGAUGAAUCCAAACUGGCCGAAAAAAUCGAGCAGCUCAAGAAGGAAAUGGACCAGAAGUUACCAGAUUCGGGUGCCACGAUCGAAGAAGUUCCCAACGACAACGAAGACGAUGGUUCUGCCGAACCGGAUCCUCAGGAAGACGAACCCAUGGAACCAGACGGGCCCUACCAAAGCGAAGAGGACAAGCUACCGCCGCACAUCCGCAUUACGGUCAAGAUCCUGACGGUGAACUUCAAGUACCUGUCGUCGAGUGUGGUUGAGGAACGGGUCGUCGCCCUCGGGACGCUGAACGAAGGCAUCUUCCUGCUGGGUGCUCACGAAAACCAGCUGCUUCCGUUGGUGCAUCAGAUUUGGUUCAACUUUGCGGAACGGUUCGCUGAUGCCAGUCCGGUGGUCAUUAGCUGUGCGUUCGACUUGCUCGUCAGUUUGGGUCAACUGGCGAAGGAUUUCAUCCGGAAGAGGACACUGGAUGACGUUCUGCCCCGACUGAAUGCAUUUAUGGUGUCCAAUGUGGAAGCGGAUUUCAGCGCCCUGCAGACGUACAAACUCCAGCGGAAGAUUCUGACGCAUGGCCCGUCGCUGGUCAGUUCGAUGAAGCUGAAUGAACGCCAGCUGGACGAGGUGCUGAACGUAGGUAAGCUUUAUCUUGUGAAAUCGCCUCGACGAGAGCUUCAGCAGCUGGCGAGGGAAUUUUUCGAUCAGCUUGCGCGGUAUGAUCCCGGUGCCGUGUUUGUGAAGCUUCUCGGGUGUGGAUCGGGGAAAUAAAGUUAUUGUUGAAAGAU
Molecule: messenger RNA, 3130 nt
Organism: Aedes albopictus (Asian tiger mosquito)
Lineage: Eukaryota; Metazoa; Arthropoda; Insecta; Diptera; Culicidae
Gene: Tti1
Product: TELO2-interacting protein 1 homolog
Exons: 3
Coding region: 69-3113 (1014 amino acids)
Biological process (GO): chromatin remodeling
Cellular component (GO): cytoplasm
Source: RefSeq, a predicted model, not a curated record